AUGAAGGAAUACUUCUAUCAGACGAUUUUCAGGGCCAACCUCGGCGAUUGGCCAGGCUUCAGUCCCGUCGGUGAUGGGCUUUGGAGUCGGGCCCGCAAGUUCCCAGCGCUCGUGAACUGUACCACCAUUGACUGGUUUCAACCCUGGCCGGAGGAUGCCCUGCUGAACGUCGCACAGAAGUUCUUGGCAAAAUUGGAUGAGCUCGGUGCGCAGGACAGUCCUGCAAGGCUUGCCAUCGUGGACUUCUUUCCAUACAGCUUUGAGGCUGUGAACCAGCUGUCGCACAAGUUCAUCCAGGAGCUGUGCGUGAUUUAUUUUUUUGGACCAUUGCUUCCGGUAUGGGCAGCAGGACCAGAGGGAGGCGUGGAGCUCUUCGAGAUGAUCGGGGCAACAUUUAAGCUCGAGCUGAGUGGCCCUGGCCUGAAUUACAAGGAUCGUGCGGUAGUCCGGGAUGCGGGCACAGGCUGCCCUGGUCGAUCAGAUGCAGCAGAAUCAGACAAGCGGAGGCAGUCCUUGUCAGUAGCACCUUAUGUGUAUCACCCGCAUGCGGAACCCUCGCCCCUGGUGCAUGGGGGACCGAUUAUCGAAUCUGCAAACCAGCUUGGAUGGCUUAAGGCCAGCUGGUACCCUGUACAAAUGCGGAUCCGUGGUUCCUUUCCAAUUUGCUAUUGUGCAGCUUCAGACGAGACGAAUUAUCUUGCAAGCUUCGGCAUUUCCCUUCCUUCAGCAGAGUCUCCCUGCGACCGGGACAAUGCCUUGUAUCGCUACGUUGGAGUAAUUUAUGCGAUGGGCAUCAAGCACAGCGAAGAUCCCAUUGCCGCAUGCCUGGUGGUGGGUGCCACUCAGAUCCAGCAGGGCUGCCAGAUCACUGUUCGGUCAGACCGCGGUGGCCUGUCGGCGCAGGACAUGGCUGAGCUUACUGAAGGCGACCCUGCCGUACCUUGCGGCGAGGCAAGCUCAGGCACCAUGCUGCAACCCAGGAGAGGGGACGCCUCUGCCUGGACAUUCCAGGUGCCAUCGGACACCGCCACCAACGGCUUCACCACAGCAAUCACGGACUCAGGAGCGCAGCGGCUGCUGAAGGUCUGCUACUGCGAGAACUACGCCAGUGCCUCUUCUGACGGUGCCUGUGGAGCAGCAGACUGGCAGCACGCAGGGACUCUCUCCCUUGUGGGCUUUGCCGGGAACACAGUGCCAGAGGUCCACUGCUACCGCGGCCAGCUGUGCCGCUUGGGCCGUGCAGAAGCAUUCGGCAUGGGCAAGGGAGAUACCGUGGUCCCCGUCGCUGGCAACUCAAGCUGUGCCGACUUGGACGGCAAGGUCUUUGCCUCCACAUCCUUAGUGACAUUGCUCGGCGACAGCACUGCCAGAGUGAGUGUUGAGAUCCUGGAAUAUGAGAAUGACAUGGCGACAGUUUGCUACUGUUCGGCAGCAGUUCAUGGAAUUUUCGCAUGUCAGAAUGGUCAGGGCAGGUUCUUUAACAUGCUGAUGGGCUACGUGCGCUCCAGCGGCCUUGGGGGAGGCCUCCGCUUCGAUUGUGUCCCAUCCUCGCCACGCUGCCCUGGCGAGCCGGUGCUUUUGCAUGGCGAGGACGCCGAGGUGGCCAAGAGGGGCAACCUCUUCCUUGCAGAGAUGAAAUACCGGCCCUGUGAUGAUCUAGCUGCAUCAGCAGUUCAACAAGCGUCGCUCAUUCCCGACGGUCAGUCAGUCAGAGUCGAAAUGCCGUGGCCUCUGCAUUCAGGCUCUUAUGCUCUUUGCUUCUGCGAGGGCAACCUCGGAUGUCCCGGCCAGGCUGGGCAGUCCAGUGUUUCGCUGCAGCAUGUCGGCGAGCUCCGGGUAUUGGGGGCAUUGAGGUCAGUCGUGCUUUCGGCAGAUGUUGGCUUCGCCACCAUCCCUCUGAAGGUACGCCUUGAGGCAGCCUCAUAUGGAAUAAGGUGCUGUGCACGGCUUGGCCAACAUGACGUGCGCCAGGAGUGCAAGGACUUAGUCCCGAUCAGGCAGGAGGUACUGUCAUACCCAGGCACGCACUGGUUUCCUGUGGUCCUCACAGAGCCUCUGGACCUGGAGAUGACGGACGGUCACGGCAUGCUGGUGAACAUUACCUGUGCCGCCAUGGGAGAGAGUGGGGACUGCGCGCAGAACGGCACGGCUCCGGGCCUUGACUCAUUUCCCUGCCGUCAGCCAGAUGGUUUGGCACUGUCACUCCAGCUCCCGAUCCGACCAUUGGCUUGGGCGCAGCGGCCUUGGCGGCGCCCUGUUGGCGGUGCCCUGGGCACGGAGGAAAUGGCUGAGAUGAGCGGCUUGACUUCGCAGAUGAAGGCUGUCCCGACGCCUGAUCAUGACGCGCAACUGCGAGGAAUCUGCGAUCGUCUCGAAACUACAGAAGGCAGCUUCCAGAGCCUGCCCUGCAAGGCCAUGGAGUGCACGGACCAGAACUUUGCUCGCGGCCUCGUCCCGGGAGAGCACGAGCUCUGCAUCUGCGAGGCAGCGGCGGUCUCCACCUUACACGCCUGCAAGGGCUGGCACCGCCUGGGACACCUGGAGAUUUUCGGGCCCUACCCGCUCGCGGAGGUUGUACAUGGGUCUGUGGGCCUCCUGACCGACGUUACAUUCACGGGCCUGGGCUUCAGCCCAGAGGACAGCCUCAUCUCGGUGCCUGUCAGCUCGGGAAAUAUUGAUCCAGGAACUGCAUGUAUCGGAAACGGGCGACUGCUCCCUGCGCAGAGCACCUUGCACAGUCCAACAGAAUGGAGCGCAACUUCGAUGCAGUUCCAGGUGCCCUUCGCUGAGGGGAUCCAUGCCUUGUGUUGGCUGCCUGCAGGGAAUGCCAGGCUUCCGCACUAUGUCGGAAGUGCCGAUGUCUUCGGUGAGAGGACCGACUUCGAUGGUUGCCUGGUCGGGCCUUGGCGUCACCGCGCGCCAUGCUCCGCAGUCUGUGGUGUGGGCAGCGAGCUUUGGCUGCGCCAGAUCGUCGGUAUGCUCAACGACGAUGCCCACUGCCCCAACCUUGAGGAGGAGCGGCCCUGCGAGGGCCCUCCUUGCGAUGCGACCGUCAACGACUGGCACACCGACCCAGAAAGGCCGUUCGCGAACGCGCCCUUUGACCUGCACAUCAUCGGCAGCAACCUGACCGGUGACUUACAGGGAGUUCUCGUCAAGGAUGAAGGUCAGCUGGCCACAGUGACAGACGCGCAAGGGCUUUGCCGCUACGACUCGACCAUCGUCGCCAGGGGGACCUGCAUCGCCAGCUCGGUCUCUACACAGGCCCUUGACCAGGUUUGUCGAUUCGAGGGAGGGCCUCCUGACGACGGAGUGCAUCAGGUGUGCGUAUGCAUGACUGCUUUGGAUGGCUCUGGCAGGUGCCUUGCUUUUCUGCCAGCCCUUGGCAGCAUCACAAUACAACUUGCUGUGGCCUUUCUGCCCGAAGAGGAGAGCCAAUCUGCUGCGGGCGCGGUUUUGGCAGUUCUCGCAGUCCUUGUCUGCCUGUGCGUGGCGCCACUCUUGGCAUGCCCGGGCCUUCGCAAGAAGCUUUGGAAGAGAAUCAAGCGGCGCUGCUUCCGCCAGCCAGACUCCAAGGUUUCUGCACUUCCGGUGGAACAGAAGGGAGAGGAUGCUGCAGAUUUCGAAAGGGACGAAGACGAAUUGAGCAAGCAGGGCGGUGGACAGCCCGAGGAAGAGCCGCAGGGUGAGCUGACCCCGCGCACAGACAUCGAAGGGCUCAACGAGCAGAUGGAGGCACCUCCCACUCCUGAUCACUCGGAGAAAGAAAGGUCCCCUGGCUUGGCUGCCUUCGAGGACAUUCCGCAGCCGCCUGAAAUUGUCGAGCCGGAGAGCAGGCCCGAUCAGACGGAUGCCGAGGAAAGUGAGGCUUCUUUGACAAGCCCGCCGUCCACCACAAAGUCUCGCAAGGAUCGGAAGAAGCGCAAGGAGGAGCGCAAGGAGGAGCGGCGGAGGGCCAAGGAGGAGAGGAAGCAAGCCGAGACUGCUCCAGAAGGCAAGUCGACUUUGCAGCUGCCGCGACCCCUGCCGCCGCCUCCAUUGCGGUCGCCUCCGAAGAGCCUGCCGGCCUUGCCCUUCAGCGCUUCCUUCCACAGCGAAGGCAGCAGAAGUCCUGCGGCAGUCGAAGCCCUGGCAAAAGCGACGGCCAUCCUUCAAGCAGCACAGAAGUUCAAGAACAAUGUCGGCAAACAGGACGAUGCGAACCUGAGCGCGUACGGGCUGAGCAUGAAAGCGUUGUCCAAAGCCGUGGCUGGCCGAGACUCUGAGGUUCUUGACAAGGCCCUGAAGGAUGCUGAAGUGGCGGGAGUUGGUGUCGACCUCUUGGAGAAAGCGCGGGAGCGCCUGCGCGAGCUGCAGGAGCAAGAAGCAGCCCAAAAACUGCAGGAGGAAGCAGAGGUGGCCAGAAGAAAAGCCGAGGAGGAAGCGGAGGCGGCCAGAAAGAAGCUUGAGGAGGAAGAAGAAGCACGAAGACUGGAGGAGGAAGCAGAGGCUGCUGCCAGAAAGCUAGCCGAGGAGGAAGAGGCGGCACGAAGGCUGCAGGCCAGUGUUGUUCAAAACAACGCUGUUGUGUUGCAGACGUGGCCCCGUGCUGGUGCAACCGAAGAAGCAGAGGCUGCUGCCAGAAAACUAGCUGAGGUCGCCGCCUUUGCUCUGACAAGCCUUGAGGAAGCAGAAGCAGCCAGAAGAAAGGCCGAGGAGGAAGAGGCGGCACGACGACUGCAGGAAGAAGCAGAGGCUGCUGCCAGAAAGCUAGCCGAGGAGGAAGCAGAAGCCGCCAGAAGAAAAGCCGAGGAGGAAGAGGCACGAAGGCUACAGGAAGAAGCAGAGGCUGCUGCCAGAAAACUAGCUGAGGAGGAAGCAGAAGCAGCCAGAAGAAAGGCCGAGGAGGAAGAGGCGGCACGACGACUGCAGGAAGAAGCAGAGGCUGCUGCCAGAAAGCUAGCCGAGGAGGAAGCAGAAGCAGCUAGAAGAAAAGCCGAGGAGGAAGAGGCGGCACGAAGGCUGCAGGAAGAAGCAGAGGCUGCUGCCAGAAAACUAGCUGAGGAGGAAGCAGAAGCAGCCAGAAGAAAGGCCGAGGAGGAAGAGGCGGCACGACGACUGCAGGAAGAAGCAGAGGCUGCUGCCAGAAAGCUAGCCGAGGAGGAAGCAGAAGCCGCCAGAAGAAAAGCAAAAGCCGAGGAGGAAGAGGCACGAAGGCUACAGGCCAGUCGUGUUCCAAGCAACGCUGUUGUGCUGCAGACAUGGUGCAAGACUGUUAGACCGGAUAUAGAUGGCACAUCGAACAUGAAACAGGAAGAAGCAGAGGCUGCUGCCAGAAAGCUAGCCGAGGAGGAAGAGGCACGAAGGCUGCAGGAAGAAGCAGAAGCUGCUGCCAGAAAGCUGGCCGAGGAGGAAGCGGAAGCAGCCAGAAGAAAAGCCGAGGAGGAAGAAAUGGCACGAAGGCUGGAGGAGGAAGAAGCAGAGGCCGCCAGAAAGCAAGCUGAGGAAGAAGCAGCGCGGGCCUCCCUUCUGGCGCUGAACGAGCUGCUGGCGGCCAUGAAGUUGUCCGAUCUACCUGCCUUGCAGAAGGCAUUAUCAACAGCAAGAAGUGGUGGAGUCAGUGAGGAGAUCCUGCUCCAAGGCGAGCAAAAGCUAGCCGCCCUCCAGGCGCAGCAGGAGGCCGAACGACAUCGCAGAGAGGUCGAGGCUGAGCUGCUGGCUGCCCUCACUGGAGAUAUGGCUACGCUCACAGCCGCCCUGAUCCGUGCGGAGGCCGCCAAGGCCGAUGCGGAGGUUUGCGCUCGGGCACGUGAGGCCCUGCUGCGCAUGAAGCGAUUCGAGGUUGAGCAGGCGACCGAGCAGCUGAUUGAAGCCAUGGCCGGCGAGGACGUGCAGGCUCUGGAGGCGGCUCUUCACCGAGCACGUGAGGCCGACGUGGACGCGAACCUCAUCCAGGAUGCAGAGGCGGCGCUGCAGGACCUCCGCGAGCUUGCGCAGCAUGGGCCGGAGCGCCGGGAGGCAGAGAUGGAGCUUCUGGCUGCCAUCGAGAACAGAGACCUGGUGCGUGUGGAAGCGACCCUCGCGAAAGCGCGAGCGUUGAGAGUCUCGGAGGAGGUCUUGCGGGCAGCUCAAGCCCUGCUUCAUUCUGCAGAAGCCGAAGCUGCCCUUUCGAGAGCCAUGGAUGGCCGCAACAUCCAGGCCCUCAUGGCUGCUCUGCAAAGUGCCGCGGCAGCUGGCGUUGAUGCUAGCUAUCUGCAUAUGGCUGAGGAGCGAUUGCGUCUGCUGCAGGCAGAGGCACACCACUCUGAGGACGACAUCCUGCACGCUUUGCAGCAUCGUGAGCAGGAGUUCGAGGCUCCCAGGCGCCCGUCGCUUCACCAUGCGGACAGCUCUCAUACUUCAUUGGAUGCCAGGGUGCCGCCUGCGCGUUCGACAUACAUCGCUCAACGCAACGAGUCUGAACUGGCCUUCGCUUUGUCGAAGGGUCAGAGGGACGACAAGCGGAGCGAUAGCAAGGACAAGAAGAAGGCUCCCUUCCGGCCAUCGCUCAUGGGCCAGACCCUCAUCGACGGUGGAACGCUCAUGCUUUGGAAGUCUGGGCAGUCGAACGGCCCUGCUGGUGCCCCUAGGCCAGCCACCACAGCCUCCGGCGAUCCUGUGGGUGGAGAGAGGCCCGCUUCGUCCGAUGGACCUCGCGAGCAUGGAGCCGGCUUCAGCUUCAGGCCCGAGUGUCGCUGCUGCAUGUGCCCCCUCACAUCCACCAGGGAAAGCUGGGCAUGGCAGCAAAAGAGCGUCGAUUCAGUCUUCGGGGCGCAGGCCCUCGGACGCGAGGCCCAGCUCAGCGACAAGGAGACCCUUGCCCGAGCGGCCGCGCUCGGCUGCGCGGCCCGCACCAAGUCGGCCGCUCUCAGCGAAGCCGCCGCGGUGAGGUUGCAGCCGCCCGCGCAAGAUGCCCACGUUGUAAAGGUAAUUCGUCUGGCAGCUGCCGAGGAGAAGCGCUUCGCCUACACUACGCCCAAAAGCUUCUUGGAGCUCAUCAAGCUCUACUCAGGCAUGCUUGGCAAGCAGGUGUUUGCGCUCGCGGACAAGAAGGCGAGGUUGUCCAGCGGCCUUAUCAAGCUUCGAGCCACGCAAGAAGAGGUCGCGAACCUGGAGGAAGACUUAAAGGAAAAAGCUGUCGUGGUGAAAGAAAAAGCUGAGAAAGCCGACACAUUUGCUGAUGAGGUUGGCCGCGAGAAGACGAAAGUGAACACAGAGGCAGAGAAGGCAAACAUUGAGGCCGUGAAGUGCGCGCAGAUCGCGCAACAGGUCGCUGAGAAGAAGGAAGACUGCAUGCGAGAUUUGGAUGCUGCCUUGCCGCUGGUACAGCAGGCUGAGGCAGCCUUGGAUGUCCUGGACAAGAAGGAGUUCAAUGAGCUUAAGGCCUUGACGCGACCUCCGACAGAUGUUGCAACAGUGUGUGAGACCGCAUUGCACCUGCUGGCUGGAAUCGAUCCUCUGAUUGACAUCGACAAGAAGGGCAGGCCGAAGGACAGAACCUGGAAGGGCAUACAGAAGAUGAUGACCGACCCGAACAAGUUCCUCGCCCAACUCAAGGGCUUCAAGCUGGUGAUUGACGAAGGAAAAGUACCGCCCCAGAACGUGGACGAGGCUCGGAAGCUGAAGGAUGGGCUAGGCGAGGCCUUCUUCCCAGAGAACAUGAAGAAGAAGUCGCAGGCAGCGGGAGGCCUCAGCGAGUUUGUCAUCAACAUCAUCAAGUACUACGACGUGGUCUCUCAAGUGGAGCCCAAAAAAAGGUCGCUGCAGGAAGCGACCGAGACGCUGGAAAAGGCCAAUGAGAGGCACAGAGAAGUGACGGCGAUGGUCAAGGACUUGGAGGACAGGCUUGCCACGCUGGUCGCAGAAUUUGACCAGGGAGGGGUCAGACUUCGUGAGAAGCACACCACCAGUUUGUUCAAGCAAGAUCCACCGAAGCGAAAGAUUUCCACACGAUCCUCUGAUCCGGGUGUGUCCUUGCCGGAGACUUUCGUUCCGGCGUCACUUGAUGGUAGCGAAGGUGUCUAUGUUUGUGAGGAGAGCCCCCUCGCCGGGCUCUCUGCUAGCAUCAAGAACUUGGGGACAUGGCAUCAUUGGUAUCGACCACCCUGGUUCCUGAAGCAGGGCGAUGUCAUGACGCUAUUUGCAGCUUUGUGCCGAUCGUCUGCAGACUUGACAUACAAGCGGCACAUCAUCCCGACCAAUGAUGGCGGCGCUUUGGCCCUCGACGUGGUGUUGAAGGACAGCCAUGGCACAGCUGCCCCCGGCAUCGACGGCCGAGCACCUGUUGUGCUACUCCUGCCAGGGCUUGGCGGCAGCAGUCAGGGCGGAUAUGUCAAAAACAUGGCCGAUAAGUUGACUAGCCACGGGUUUGCUGUUGGCGUGCUGAACAUGCGCGGGUGUGCUGGCUGCUCACUCCGGACUCCGCGCUUCUUCUCGGCAUACAGGGGAUCCACAGAGGACAUGAGAGAGGCCAUCCAAUUUCUGCGAAUCCAGUUGAUCAAGCCAUCGAACACGCAAAAACCGGUGUUUGCAGUGGGAUGGAGUUUGGGCGCCAACAUCUUGGUCAACACGCUUGCAGAACAGAAUGGAACUGCAAGCAGCUACUUGGAUGGUGGCGUAGCCCUUUGUGCUACUCACUGCCUGGUCCGCUGCGGCCGGCAGGCAAGGGAGCGCUGGGUUACGAAACAUGUCUAUAGUCGCUUUGUGACGCGGAAUCUGCUGAAAUGCUUGCGACCUGCGAUGCCGCAAUACAGCAGCGGACCAGUGCUUGCAUGGAACGGAACAGAUGCUUUGGUCGACAGUCUGAGGCUGCAGUCUGCAAAGGAAGUUUUUGACAUUGAUGAAGCACUUGUUCGACGAAUGUUUGGGUACAGCUCCGUGGAGGAGUAUUACUACCACGCCAGCUCCUGCCGCCGGGUGGAGAAUGUUUCCGUGCCGCUGUUGAUGGUCAGCGCUGCGGACGAUCCCAUGAGCACUGGAUGGGUUCCAUUUGACAGCAUACGUGCCAAUCCCAACGUACUGCUAGCCUACACUUCCCAUGGCGGACACCUCGGUUGGCAGGACGACUCAGAUGCACUCCGGUCCGACUGGGUGGAAGACGUUGCAGCAGAAUUUCUAAAGAGGUGCCAGAACAAAUUGGACAUGGCUCAGCGCCUGGUGGGCGCGCUAAGCGCCAAUGGUGUCAUCUGGGAGCAAACCGUGGAAAGGACAUCAGAAGAGCUCGUCUACAUUCCGGGCGAUUCCUUGGUUGCAUGCUCAUUCGCAUCCUACCUUGGCGUGUUCUCUCGGGAAUACCGCGAGACUGCCACAGCCAACUUUGUUGACUUCCUGCAGGCACGCAGCGUGCCUCUUGGGCCCGAGAUCAGCCCACUGCAGGUUCUGUCCACGGAAGCCGAGCAGGCGAGGUGGUGCGCCAAUGGCUUGCCAAGUGACCGGGUGUCCUUGGAGAACGGCGCAAUCAUGACGUGCAGUCAGCGAUGGUGCCUCGUCAUUGAUCCUCAGCUUCAGGGCAUCGUGUGGAUCAAGAACAAGGAGGCCGAGCGGAAUCUGCAAAUCACGCGCAUGGGAACGCCGAAAAUGGUACAAGUUUUUGAGAAGUCCAUCGAAGCCGGCCACAGCGUGCUUGUCGAGAACAUGGGCGAACACAUUGAUGCAGUGCUCCAGCCUGUUAUCGCUCGCAACACCAUCAAACGUGGCACGCGCAAAGUCCUGAAACUUGGGGACAAGGACAUUAACUACAAUGACAAGUUCCGCCUCUUCAUGCAGACGAAGCUCUCCAAUCCACACUAUCCGCCUGAAAUUCAGGCAAGUGAAGAUGACAAAUAUGCCAAGCCGCCAAAGCUCUUCUUGCUCCUUGUGGCCAAGCGCUUGGCCUACGGCCCUGGGGGUGUGCUGCAGGCCACCCCAGGACACAUGGGCACCGAUGCCGUCGAUGAUUUUACCAAACUCGAGGCUGAUGUGAUACGAUGGCUGCUGGCCAGGGAAGAUGUGAGGAGCAGCGUGCAUCUCGCCUUGGCCGGCAAGACUGAUGAGGCGUCAGACGCGAUCCUGACCAUCGUAAAAGGCCUGAUCGACACGGCCCCGACACCUCCGACACCCUCUGCACCAUCUUCGUCAGCUUCCAAGCUCCCCAAGGCGAAGCUUGCAAAACGAGCGGCGGCCAGGCCGACAAGCCAGCAAUCUCCAGAGAAGCGUCCGCGACAAGAAGCCGAUGAAUAUUGGCUGGACGAAUGCUCUCGAGCAGUUGAGGCAGACCGCCUUCAGGCAGAGGAGCGGCGCCGUGAGAAGAAGCGCGCCGAGAUCGUCGACCUCGAGCUCCCGGCGAGGCCGGAUCCCCCACUGCCACUUUUCUGGCGGAUUGACAUGCCGGACGUUCUGAAGGUGCUCUCCCAACGUGGCGUGCUGCCCCGGAGCUUUCUGCCAGUGGUUCGGCCACACGUUACUCUGCUCUACAUUGGAGGCGAAGGAUCCGAGGAGCGCGCAGCUGCUCGUGCCGGCCUUUCCGCCACGGAGUUCAGAGCGGCCAAGCAGACCCUGGAAGAACUCAAAGGCUCCACAGUUGCCAUCAAGAUGACCGAAAUCAUCAUAGAAGAGAACGUGGCCUGUGCUCUCGUUGACCUGCCAGAGGGUGUUCCUUGUGGGAGCAAGGUGCCGCAUCUGACGCUGGGCACGCGCGAGGGCGUGCCAGCCCGGCAUGCAAACGACAUAUUGGAAGAGGUCCGUGAUGGGCGCAAAGAAGGCAUUACUCGCAUCCGUUUGCCAAAGCCAAAGGAGCUUAGAGGCGUGCUGGAUCUGGAGACAUCCGCCACAUACAAUGGCAAGACCUAG
Messenger RNA from Symbiodinium natans, 10845 nucleotides. Lineage: Eukaryota; Dinophyceae; Suessiales; Symbiodiniaceae. The record is from the annotation of a GenBank genome assembly.